This is a messenger RNA of Diorhabda carinulata, 396 nucleotides long. RefSeq lists its product as uncharacterized. NCBI's taxonomy places the organism in Eukaryota, Metazoa, Arthropoda, Insecta, Coleoptera, Chrysomelidae. Bases 1 to 396 code for a protein of 131 amino acids. The transcript has a single exon. The record is from RefSeq and is a predicted model, not a curated record.
AUGCGCAAAGAUAGCAAAAUUAGAAUCUACAAGACUUGUAUCGGACCCAUCAUGACGUACGGCACAGAAGUCCGCGAGGACACCAACAAGACAAAAACAAUGCUGAGAGUGGCCGAGAUGAAAACACUGAGAACAAUAGUGGGCAAAACAAGAAGAGACAGAGUGAAAAAUACAGAUAUCAAAGAACAAUGCGGGAUACAAGACAUUGUGAGAUGGGAAGACAACGUAAGAGGCAGUGGUACACAUGUAAGACGGAUGGACGAGAACAGACUUCCGCGAAUAGUUCUAGAAAACAACCCGUCCGGCUCAAGGCCUCCCGGGAGACCACCUAAAAGGUGGAAAGUUAGUUCACAAUCCACCUCUCAGGAAAAAAUGCAGAGGCAGCUUCAGAAUUAA